Molecule: messenger RNA, 768 nt
Organism: Anthostomella pinea
Lineage: Eukaryota; Fungi; Ascomycota; Sordariomycetes; Xylariales; Xylariaceae
Source: the annotation of a GenBank genome assembly
AUGUUUUUCUCUGCUCCUGUUCUGCUCCCCAACAACCACCACGUCGUCGCAACCUCGCGAUCCCACCUCUACCGACACCAGCACAAGUUCAAUCCGAAGAGGCUGCCUCCGAGUCUAUCGAGUCAACUGCGUUUCAAGGCGUCUAUCCGCGUAACAACAAUGGCGCAACCCGAGAAGAAAGCCCAGCUUGAGACGACCCUGACACGCGAAGAGUAUACCCAGCUCUGGAAAGAUUCUCGCCUGUCUAUUCCACCCCUGGUGCGCAUCCCAGCUGCAGCACUCACCGCCUUCGGAAUUGGCAUGACCUUGGGUCUUGCCCACGGUAGUAAGAUGGCCGGUCUGCGAUUCAGAGCCGAGCAUGCCCACCGUCUUCCCACCACCACCACCGGCUGGUACCUGUACCACAAGAGCAAGAACUACCACCUCGCCUUUGGCGGCCUGAAGGAGGGUGUGAAGGUCGGCGCGCGCCUCAGCGUCCUCAGCACCGCCAUGUUCUGCGCCGAGAACCUGUUUGAUGUCUAUCGCGGGACCAAGGAUCUUCUCAAUACCGUCAUGGCUAGUCUGGCUAUAGCUGGCGGGUUCAGUCUGUGGAAUGGCUUCUCCGCUGCAGAGACUGCGAGAACGGCUAGGAAAGGCCUCAAGUUCGGCCUCGUGUAUGGCGGCAUCCAGGACGUAAUCUCCAUGGCCAAAGGCCGUCCUGUCGGAUACGUUGACUUCAUCCGGAAACACAUUGGGAAACCCACGCAACUACACGAUAAGGCCGUAUGA